This is a messenger RNA of Cajanus cajan (pigeon pea), 765 nucleotides long. RefSeq names its product large ribosomal subunit protein eL36x. The record is from RefSeq and is a predicted model, not a curated record. Gene Ontology annotation, biological process: translation. Gene Ontology annotation, cellular component: ribosome. Lineage: Eukaryota; Viridiplantae; Streptophyta; Magnoliopsida; Fabales; Fabaceae. Gene Ontology annotation, molecular function: structural constituent of ribosome.
UUGGGCUGGGCCGGGUUGGGCCCAAUUGUUACUGAGAUUGGAUCCACAGCCCAAUUUGAGCGUCUCUAAUAAAAGGUGAAGCACCCUCUUCAAGAACCCUAAUUUCACCGCACUCUCCGUGUUAGGGUUUCUGAAGCCACCAACCAGUAGGAGAGGGAAAUGGCUCCCAAACAACCUAGUACGGGUUUGUUUGUUGGAUUAAACAAGGGUCACGUUGUUACCAAGAAGGAGUUGCCUCCACGCCCCUCAGAUCGUAAGGGGAAAACUAGUAAGAGGGUGCACUUUGUGAGGAGCCUUAUAAGAGAAGUUGCUGGGUUUGCACCAUAUGAAAAGCGUAUAACUGAGUUACUUAAGGUUGGAAAAGAUAAGAGAGCACUCAAGGUUGCAAAGAGAAAGCUUGGCACUCAUAAACGUGCCAAGAAGAAGAGAGAGGAGAUGUCCAAUGUUCUCCGGAAGAUGAGGGCUGGUGGAGCUGGAGACAAGAAGAAAUAAGUCUCUUAUUUAGUCUUUUCUGGUUUCACUAUAUGGAUCCAUGUUUUGAUGUAAGAGCGGCCUUAUUUUUGUUUUGGUUCGAUUUGUUUAGUUCAAGAUCUUGCUUUGAGAAAUAUGUUUUGCUUAAUCAAGACUUUAUUUAUGAUAGAAAGUACAAUUGGCUUAUUCUGUUUCACUAGAAAUGUAAGCUAUAAUCUUUAUUUCAAGUGAACUUUGCUCCCUUGGUCAGUCGCCUGAUGUUUAUGGUAAUCAUUCUUUAAUCAUUUUUUUUAA